Xyrauchen texanus (razorback sucker) is the source of this 6262-nucleotide messenger RNA. It is a transcript of the gene tgfb2, whose product is annotated as transforming growth factor, beta 2. The transcript has 7 exons. Gene Ontology annotation, biological process: BMP signaling pathway; SMAD protein signal transduction; regulation of cell population proliferation. Gene Ontology annotation, cellular component: extracellular region. The coding region runs from base 701 to 1957 and encodes 418 amino acids. Gene Ontology annotation, molecular function: type III transforming growth factor beta receptor binding; growth factor activity; cytokine activity. The record is from RefSeq and is a predicted model, not a curated record. NCBI's taxonomy places the organism in Eukaryota, Metazoa, Chordata, Actinopteri, Cypriniformes, Catostomidae.
CGCUGGCAGAGAGAGCGUCGUUUUCCACCAGCAGGUAUGGAGGAGUGCGUAAACUGAAGGAGGAAACACUUUUGCCUGCUCUUCCAGAAGUACCACAUCAUCCAGUUCUCUUUCUGGUUCUCAACUCUUAGAGGCGCAUCUGCGUUAGGACGCGUCAGCUCGGUAACGUUUUGUUUUCUUCAGCAUCAACUGGUGCCAAACGCGCAUGGCGAUGCGCAGUGCGGAGUGAGCGGAUGCUAUUGCAAGUGAAAGGCGUGAUUGUGCGUCAGUUUGGAGGAGAGUUUGAGGCGCUCUGAUGCGGUGGAGGUGCGCGCAAAAACCCCGCUGGCGACGCGUCUGUGCUCAACACCCAGUCUGCAGUGCUCUGAGAACCACAAACUUAUCUUUGGGCAUUAGAUGGCCACAUCAAUGGCUAUUUUAGUGUCCCGUGAUUUUGUAUUGAAUUCACAAUUAAGUGAUUCAGAAUGAAGAUAUUAUUUGUUCUCCCGCAUUUAACGGAUCUGACAGACCAUUUUAUGUCGACGACUCGGAUGGAUUUGCACGUACAAUAAAAAAGAGACGUUUGUCAUUGAUGAUAGUGCGCGCAAGAGCGCAACGAGUUGCGGUUUGCUUCGCCAGCGAGUCAGUUUAAAGCUGUUUUAUUGAGAUGAUUGGAUUUCUUCUUAACUUGUGUCAUUAAAUAGCAUUUUAAAAGUCGCCUAUGGUACAAAAACAAACGCACAAAAUGAACUUCGUCUUGAGUCUUCUCCUAACCUUGGAUUUAGCCACGGUGGCCGUCAGUCUAUCCACAUGCAGCACUCUAGACAUGGAUCAGUUCAAGAAGAAGCGGAUCGAGGCCAUCCGUGGUCAGAUCCUCAGUAAGCUCAAGUUGAGCAGUCCUCCGGAGAUCUAUCCCGAGCCCGAGGAGGUGUCCCGGGACAUCAUCGCCAUCUAUAAAAGCACACGGGACCUGCUGCAGCAGAAAGCCAACGAGCGAGCGGCCACCUGCGAGAGGCAGCGCAGCGAGGAGGAGUACUACGCCAAAGAAGUGCACAAAAUAGAAAUGCAACCAUUCUACCCUGCCGAAAAUGUCAUCUCUUCAACGCAUUACAACCCAUACUUCAGGAGACUCAGGUUUGACGUGAGCUCCAUGGAGAAGAACGCAUCCAACCUGGUGAAGGCCGAGCUCAGGAUCUUCAGACUGCAGAACUCAAAGGCUCGUGUGUCUGAGCAGCGCAUUGAGCUUUACCAGAUUUUAGGUCAUAAAGAGCUCACGUCACCCACACAGCGCUACAUUGACAGCAAGGUGGUGCACACCCGUACGGAGGGGGAGUGGCUCUCCUUCGAUGUGACGGAGGCUGUCAGUGAAUGGCUGCUGCACAGAGACAGAAACAAAGGAUUUAAGAUCAGUCUGCACUGUCCCUGCUGCACGUUUGUGCCGUCAAAUAAUUACAUCAUCCCCAACAAGAGCGAAGAGCUGGAGACACGCUUUGCAGGUAUAGAUGACAGCUUUGUGCAUGGAGGAGAUCUGAAGAUGUUUAAGAAGCGGCGACACAGUGGCCAGUCUCCACACCUGCUGCUGAUGCUGCUUCCAUCAUACCGUCUAGAGUCCCAACACAAGAGCCACAGACAGAAACGUGCACUGGACGCAGCCUUCUGCUCCAGGAAUGUGCAGGACAACUGCUGUUUACGCUCUCUCUACAUUGACUUUAAGAAAGAUCUGGGCUGGAGGUGGAUCCAUGAACCGAAAGGCUAUAAUGCCAACUUCUGCGCAGGAGCCUGUCCAUAUCUGUGGAGCGCUGACACCCAGCACAGCACUAUCCUCGGCCUCUAUAACACCAUUAAUCCAGAUGCUUCUGCAUCUCCGUGCUGUGUGUCUCAGGAUCUGGAGCCCCUAACAAUCCUCUAUUACAUUGGCAAAACACCCAAGAUCGAGCAGCUCUCCAACAUGAUUGUCAAGUCCUGCAAGUGCAGCUAGAACUAAUCAGCUCCCUGUUCACCAACACGCAUUCACACAAACAAACACACAAUAACUUGCAUCAAGGUACAACAGAGUCAAUGCCAGGUUCUACAAGUACACACCCUCACAAACACACACCCAUCUAGAUUGUGUGUGGAUGUGUGUACUUCUGCUGGAAAACGGGCCCUGUCGGCAUGCGUCACAUCAUCCGAUCAUCACUCUAUGGAUGUGAGUUUGGCAAACACUGGAAGGAUAUGAUUGGUGUCUAUAUGUGAAGCAAGUGGAAGAGAAGAUCCCUCGUUCCCACAUUUAUUUAAAGCAAACACUUAUUUCUGUUCUUUUGUAGUUAUUGUUGUUGUUGAUUUUGUUUCUCUCAAGACUACAGAUCUUCUUUGUUUGACUAUAUGUUAAUGUUAUUAACCCAUUUAUUGGUUACUGGAGGUAAUGACAUCCUCCCUGGUGACAGAUCGCAACAGAAAGAUGGAAAAUUGUCGGCAGUGUUGGAGAUAAUACAGGCCCGAGGAAGACUAUAAUUAGCCACCGUACGCGGAGUGAAAAGGUUCAAGACCAUCAUGUUGUUCAUGCUGUUUCAGAAGUCUGAUUGAAGUUUAUAAAUGUUAAGUCUACAAGAAUGAAGAGUUUGUAUCUCGCAUAUUUCAUUCCUGAAACAAAUCAUUAGUAAACAAAAAUAUCAACAUGUCUCAAGGAGGAAAGUGCUGGCUUUGAUAGUAUGCCCACCCGAAGGUUAGUUCAGAAGCAACGACAAACAUUAUUGUUUAGUGUUCUCUUGACUUGAAAUUGAUUUGAUCAUAAGGGUCCUGUAGUGCCCUGACAGAGCAAGUGCUGGCAAUGUUGUCACCCACUCAAUGGUUCACAGCACAAUGGUCAAGCAAUAAAAGUCCCAUUCAUUUUCUCCAUAGAGAUUUUUUUAUUGAUAAUAUAUAAACUUUUCCAACAGACCUACCAUGAGAGCUGAGAUUUUAAAUGUGAGAUUUGAAGAACUGUGCUGCGGUGAAGAACUUCACUACCCAUAAUGCCGAAAAGAGAUCCACCAAUCAGAGAAGUCACUGUUACCAUGAAAACAAGAACUUCGCCAAAAUAACUUGCAACGACUGCCUCGGUGACGUAAUCAAGUCAAAAUGCUUGUAUAUCUGAAUACUUUUCAGUAAACUUUAAAUAUGUUGUACUUUGUUCUUACAAUAAAUAACUAUAAGACAACAGUUUUUGAAUCGAUUACGUCAUUCGCAAUGCUUCAUGGGAUGCAUAGUUCAUAAAAGAUGUUAAGCACAAAUACUUCUUACUCAAGUCUUACUCAAAUACAUUUUUGGUUCUUAUCAAAUGUUGUAAUGUUGUGAUUAAUCUCAGAGCUAGUUGGUUUGAUUCAUGUAUUAGAAUAACUUACAGAAGAAUUUUCUUGAAAUCCCUCUGGAGAAAAUGAAUGAGAAAAAAACAAAUUCGCUGAAAAAGAUUCACUGUUGUGCUUUAUAGUGGAAGGAAGUGAUGUCAUUGUUCUGCUUUAGAGAGUGAGGUGAUGGCAGGUUAUGCGAGAAGAGAGAGGGGUAUUGUGUCAGUAAGGUAAUAGACUAUAAUGAAAGUACGACUUUGAAGUACGUGAAAGUAUAAUGGGACAGGUAGCGUAAAACCCAGUCGACACCGUAUGUUGACGCGACGCAACGCUUGAGGCUUUCUACACUGGACACAUCGACAAACAUUUUAAACUGUUUAUUUGUGUUGUUGGCAGUAGUAGUGCCAGCAGGUGCAGCGCAAAAUGGAAUGGGACACCCGUUUAGUGUCGCCGCGCUGUAAUGGAUGCUUCCGGUGUACACAGCAUCAUUGAUUAUAAUGGGUUCUAUCGCUUUUGAUGCGACACAAUGCGCCGCUCACGUCCGGUGUAGACAGGGUGUUAGUGGGAUCCAUGAGGGAUGAGUUACCCCGGUAUGUUCUGUUUUAACAUGUUGUUCUGAGGCCAGAAACAUAAAUGCACUGCAGCAGCUUCAAAUGCUGUUGUCCACGAUGUUAAUCAUUGAGAAAAGUUCUUUACACAUCUCAAGCUGUCUUCCUGAAUUUGUGAUAUUCACAGCAAAGGAAUAUUUUUCUUAAUCAGUAUUUUCUGUCUUGUUGUCCAGUAAAAUAUCUAAACAUCCUUAAAACAAGAUAAGCAAAAACAAAACUAGAUGAGAUAUAAGGCCAUUUGUACUGUAUCCACCUUUUUCCUGAACGUGGCAUCCGCCCAGUGGUUGCUCAGGAAAACUGUGGAUAUUUUGGCCAUUAACAAAAUUGAUAGUUCCAGUCCUGGAUGCUGAUUGGUCAACAGCCAUGUUUUAUCAGAGACUAUUUAGCAAAGAUGAGUCACUUUUAUUAUGAAUGAGAGAAAUUGGAAUGCCCAAAGGUCAACGGAUGUAGUUCAUUUUUCGUAGUUAAAAAAGUCAAUUCUAUCGGAUUUUUCUCCCCAUUUUCCACAUAUGAAUGUAUGGUACCAGCGCUUUGCUUCCCCCCACAAGUGGGCGGGGCCUCCUUGCUGGCAGUUAUUCUUGUUGCCUAGCAACGUUCUGUUUAGUGUUUACUGCCAAGGACUAUAUUUUUGGCGGAAGGAUGGCAUAUAAUGGUUUUUCUUGGAAAAUUAAAAAUUGUAAUAAACACCCUCACAAAACAGUCUAGAGUUGCCACAAACUUGCCGCAAUAUCGCCACUCAUUAAUUUUCACAUGCAAAUGAGCUUUGCGGCCAACUCCUCAUUGUUGCCAAAGGUUUGCUGCAGGUUCACCACUACUAGUGAAGAGCUGCAAAAUUCUGGCAAACAUUUGCAGCGAAAAACAUGCUCAUUUGAAUGCGAAAACAAUGACGGGGAAUUUGCGACAACGCUAGAUUUUUUGUUACGGUGUUUGUGUCCUUAAUAUUUUCAUGAUUUGUGACCGUUUUAUAAAAGCACUAAGGCAACGUAACAACACCAUUCUGCCUUGAGUAUAUUCACAAUAUAGCACAGCCUCUCAUGCAUUAUUGCUUAAAUAUAUUCUAUAUUAUUGUUAGCACUAAUCAAAGCACAAAUUACAACAUUUAGUGAGGUUUAUGCUUAAAACAAUAAAUAAAUAAAAGAAAUAUUUAUUCAACUUAAUUCUCUGAAAAGGCCUUAUUAUUUUACAAAAAUGUGCCGAAUGUGUAAAUAUAUGUGGGUUUAAGGAUGUUUAGAUAUUUUUACUGAAAAAAUAAGACAAAAAUAUUGAUUAAAGGAAUGAUCCAGGUUCAAUUAAAGUUAAGCAUGAUCAAUAACAUUGUGGAUUACCACAACAUAUAUGUGUGUGUGUGUGUGUGUGUGUGUGUGUGUGUGUGUGUGUGUGUGUGUGUGUGUGUGUGUGUGUGUGUAUUUCAUACCAUCCCUUGUUUAUUUAAAAACAAACAAACAAUCAGGUUACAGUGAGGCACUCACAAUGGAAGUGAAUAGGGUUAGUCCAUAAACACUAAGCGUAUACAUUAUAAGUGUGAACAUUAUUUAAGUGUAAUAAAAUAAGGGAUUUUACCUUGUUAUGCCGUUUACCACAUUACAGGGCUUAUCGGCGUUACAUCGGCCUGACAAUGCAGUCAUAAUAUUGCAUAUAUCUUUACACAAGGAUAGUAAGCUAUUUUAUCACACUUAAAUCAUGUUAAACUGUUUAAUGUUUACAUCUUGCGGCUAUACUUUUGAAAUAGUGUGCAUUUGAAUGUUUAUGUACUGCCCGUUCACUUCCAUUGUAAGUGAAUCACUGUAACCUCAUUUUAUUUUUAUUUUUUUUUUAUUUUUUUAGGGAUGAGACCAAAUAAAUUUUUAUGGUAAUCAACAUUAUGCCACAAAUGCUGUCAUUCGAGCUAACUUGUAUUGAACCCAGAACAUUCAUUUAAGAAAACUUUUUUUUUGCAGUGUUUUCUCUUGGAGGAAAAUAGAUCCUUUAUUAUCAAGAAUUGCACUGACUCUUUUAUUUUAACUUUUUUUAUUUUUAGCUUUUUAUUUGUUUUUUAUUCGUAGAUAUAGCUUCACCCACAUAACAUGAGCUGAUGAUGUGAGUGGCAUCCAGGUGGAGGUUUCCCAUUUAACUAGUCCUUAUCUUAACUAGUAUUAGAGAUAAAACUGAUCCCAGAUCAUUUUAAAAGGACAACCUUCACCUAUGCCCAAGAUUUUUAGGUGACACUUAUUUUAUUUUUAUUAGGGCAGUAGUGCCAAUGGUGGAGACACCAGCAUUGUCACACUAGAGCUGUUUAAUGUUAUUGUUGUCUAUGAUGAUAAUGAUGUCGAUAUUGUUGAUCCACUACGAUGUAUUUUAACACAUUACUCUAGUGGCAAAUAAAUUAUUUAA